This is a messenger RNA of Brienomyrus brachyistius, 2593 nucleotides long. RefSeq lists its product as uncharacterized. Gene Ontology annotation, molecular function: RNA polymerase II cis-regulatory region sequence-specific DNA binding. NCBI's taxonomy places the organism in Eukaryota, Metazoa, Chordata, Actinopteri, Osteoglossiformes, Mormyridae. Gene Ontology annotation, biological process: negative regulation of DNA-templated transcription; circadian regulation of gene expression. Gene Ontology annotation, cellular component: nucleus. The transcript has 6 exons. Bases 180 to 1238 code for a protein of 352 amino acids. The record is from RefSeq and is a predicted model, not a curated record.
AGUUACACGGGCCGAGUCUUUGUAGCCCUACAUCACAUAUCAGUUCCCAGCGCAGUAGCUGCCAACCACCCCGGUGCCCCGGACGUAGGCUACUGCCGGACAAAAGAAAGGGUCGUCCGCCUCCUUUUGGUUAGCAAUGCUUAUCUGCGUUUAGCCCCCCCCCCCCCCCCCGGCUGAGGAUGUCUGCUUCACAUUCUGGGGGUUCUGCCGAUUGGCUGACUGGUGCCGAUGAAGAAGGAGAUGGCUUGUUUGGACCAGACCGCGAGCAGGUGUCGUCGGGGAGGAUGACGCGGUCACCCACGUCAGCUCAGGAGCCACACUGCGAGCCCCAUGAGGCCCAGCAGGGGGGGCGCUGGGCCAGGGACUACAACCAUGCCAGCUGCGGAUGCCCAUCCAGUAGCACCUGGACCUCAGAUGGGGAUGGGCACGCCCCUCCAGGGUGCCAGCGAAACUCCGGGUCCCUCUGUCCCCCUGUCCCACGGGACGUCCUGCCAGAGGUUGCCCGGCCAGCCCGGAAGAGGCCCAGUGACUCAGUGCAGUCUGAGCGGUCGGAGUUGCUCACUGAUGGAAACGAGCUGUUUGCUCAAAAGUGCUCCAAGCUGCAGUGCUACAUUCCCCCACUAUCUUCUAUCCUGAACGGUUUACGGUCUGGAAGAUACCGGCAACGUCUCACCAGCUUCCAGGAGAGCGUGGCCAUGGACAGGAUCCAUAGAAUCAUGGGCGUCUUACAGAACCGUUGCCUGGGCGAGAAGUACAUCAGCGUCAUUUUGAAAGUGGAGGAGAUGCUGAAAAACUGGUUCCCCAAAGUGAAGCCAGGGGAGCAAGGUGAUGUGGGGCAGGAGGAAAUGGCACCUCCCAAGAAGCAAAAGCUGUGUGUUGGCAGCCCUGCCCGGUCGGUUCCGCCGGCACACCGGGACCCCAUCGGUGCCUCCCCCUCCCAUGUCGAGUCCAGCCUGCUGGGUCCCUGCUUCAGUACCCGCACCAAGUGGCUUCACAUGUCUCCCAUCUGCUCCCCCGCUGUGGAGUCCCCCCCGGGGCGGCUGCCGUCCGCCAACCAAGACUUAACACAAGACAGUGCCAUCUCAUCUAGCACCGACAUCCGGACCGACACACCGCCACCUGGCCGGCUGCCUCCAGCCAAGAUCAACGCCCCCUGUUUGGAAAGGCUGCUGAAGUCCACAGACAGCAUUAUCACAUGCAGGGCAACAGGGGGCGCUAGUGAAAGUAGCUGGUCAUAGUGCUGAAGCGCUGUCUGCAGGAGCUCUUCCCUGAGCCAGCCUAGCCUGUCCUGUCCCAAGCUGGAGUCUUUUAGACAGCCGUUCUGGUACUCGUGAAAUGACACGCGAUGAAAGAUCUGGAAGGGUGAGAAAAUACUCAUUCAUGUUCAGAAAUGAUGAAUCUAUUCUCCUAUCACCAUGUCACAUGACUUCCCUUAUCCAACUCUGUUGCACUUACUCUUGACAUAAGGACACCACGCAUCUGGGAGUGGGUACGUCGCUCCUUCUCCACAGAAACGGUUGGACCUCCCAAGACUCGCAACACAGGUCUCAAAUCCAUAAGAGAAUUUUAACAAGGGAAUUGAACAUGUAAUUUCUUUUGGGAACACUUGAAUUAUUUACACGGGAAGGGAGUCAAGGGUACCCAUGCAGAAGUGUAAAAUGAGCAUCGAAUGCAGUUCUUUGUGAGUCUGAGGGAGCUGAAUGAUGCGACUGUUACUUCAUGAAUGUUCUUUAGAAGUUCUGAUGCAACACUUCUACCUCAAGUUGAUACCAGGCCGUGAGUAAAUGCAGAAUGUCAUCAAUGCCAGUGAUGAGCCAGACUGUGUGUAUGCUGAAGGUCAUUUGACUCAGAAGAUGAUUUGUCAACCUUGACUGGUGCCAUCGCAGUGAAUGUGAACUGCAGAUGUUUUUUGUAUUUAUUUUUUUUGUAUUCUUGGUAGAAGGCAGGCAGUGCCUAUCAACUGUGCCUGGUUUGGUCCAUGAUUACCACCUAGAAUAAGGUGACCACCUCAUCCCGCUCAGGAUGGACACUGAGCUACAACAGGUUUUGUAAACUACCAUUUCAAGCUUUUCAAUUAAUUGUACCUGGAUCUCACUUAAGCACCGAAUUCUUGCUGUGUGGUGAUUGGUCAGUGUCCUAUAAUCACGAAUGUCAUUAAUGUUCAUAUGGAACAGCUGGAUGUGUCUCAAUUAAGCAAACCAGUAAAAGUACAAGAUGAACCAAACAAUUUAGCCAAGCACAGAAGCCUUUCAGGUUUAAAGUAGUAAAGUGUAAAAUCUUAUGUAGCUCAAUGUUCCUCCUGACAUGGACUAGGUGGUCACACUAACCUAGAACCAACCUGUAAGCCUCUGGGCUGUCAUUAGGGAAUCCAAAUUCCUGUCAUUCACAGUGAUGAGAAAAUAAUUAAAUCCCAGCCAACUGCAUUCAGUGGUCAGAUGUAAGGAAUUCUGUCAGCACAAAGGUGGACGAAUGUCUAAGACAGGCAGAGAGGAUAUUUUAGUGUAUAUAUCUUGAACAAUGUUGCAAGUUGUUAAUUUACCCUAUGAAGUGGCCUUUUAUUUUAUACUUUGGAAAUAAAUGUGGUUAUACCUGU